Molecule: messenger RNA, 917 nt
Organism: Paramisgurnus dabryanus
Lineage: Eukaryota; Metazoa; Chordata; Actinopteri; Cypriniformes; Cobitidae
Gene: sarnp
Product: SAP domain containing ribonucleoprotein
Biological process (GO): poly(A)+ mRNA export from nucleus
Cellular component (GO): nucleus
Source: RefSeq, a predicted model, not a curated record
UCUUGUAAUGACGUCUGACCGAUCGGUGGCGCUGCAGUUUAAAUGACGCGCUGCGCCGCUGAGACUCUUAAACCGGAAGGAAGCUGUUUACAAUACACAAAUCUCUUAAAGAAAAUGGCGGAAUUCGUGGAGCUACAAAAACUAAAGUUGGCUGAGCUGAAGCAGGAGUGUGUGGCACGAGGUCUGGAUGCUAAAGGAAAUAAAGCUGAUCUGAUAGCCCGACUGCAGGCUUACCUGGAUGAGCAUGAGAGGUCUGGAGUGAGCCCUACAGUUCGCCAUAUUGAAGAAGUUAAUGAAGAGGAAGUUCUUGGGGUGUUUGGAGAGGAGUCUAAAGAAGAAGAUGAAGAAGAAGAAGAAGAAGAAGAAGUACCAGCAGCAGCAGCAGCAGUUGAGAAGCAAGAGUUAAAUGAACCUGAGACGGUGACUGAGAAGAAAGUUGUUAAGAUCACCGCUCCUGCUACAGUUGAUGAGAGACUUCAGAAGAGAGCGGAGCGAUUCAGUAUUCAGCCAAAUGCAGACAAUAAGAAGGCCGCCCGUGCUGCAAGGUUUGGUUUGCCAGUACCUGAAUCUUCCAAAGGAACUUCAGCCAUCCCAAAAGUGAGCGUGGACGUUGAGGUCUUAAAGAAGAGAGCAGAACGUUUUGGCAUGAAUGUCUCAUCUGUUUCUAAAAAGUUUGAGGAUGAUGAAAAGCUGAAGAAGAGGAAGGAAAGGUUUGGCAUUCUGACGUCCACUGCUGGAUCGUAUGAUUCAGAGGCCAAGAAGCGAAAACGUGCCGAUCGGUUUGGAAACGUAUGAAAAUGGAUUUGAUCCUUUUUGUACUUUUAUUUUUUUUUAUUAAAAAUUGUUUUUUGAGCUUCUUGCAAUAUGCUGUAAUUCUGAGGUUUUCAAUGUUUCAUUAAAUAUAACCUGUUUCUUUA